Molecule: messenger RNA, 6316 nt
Organism: Myripristis murdjan (pinecone soldierfish)
Lineage: Eukaryota; Metazoa; Chordata; Actinopteri; Holocentriformes; Holocentridae
Gene: hcfc1b
Product: host cell factor C1b
Exons: 28
Coding region: 1388-6316 (1642 amino acids)
Biological process (GO): chromatin remodeling; regulation of DNA-templated transcription
Cellular component (GO): histone methyltransferase complex
Molecular function (GO): transcription coactivator activity; protein binding
Source: RefSeq, a predicted model, not a curated record
CUGACCCUGACCCUGACCCUAACCCUAACCCUGACCCUGACCCUAACUCUGACUCUGAAGGGAGAGAGGCUGGUAAACACGGCCAGCAUAGCUUCCAGCUGUGAGGCAGGUUAGCAUAAAGGCUAAAUGAACCAACGCCAAAUCUCGCUCACCCUAGUUUUUAUAUGAAGUUAUACUGUAGUAUUGUAUGCUAACUGUCCAUAGUACUACUGUAGGGUUUCUAAAGGUAUUAUACGGUGACUGUGAUUAAUAUGUAGUAAGACUGCAGUAAAGGUGGUUAAACCGCUGGCUAGCAUUAGCCUCGUUUCCCCGGUGAAGCUAGCUGGGGACAGCAAGCUAAAGCUGCUAGCAGGAAUAGCAUCUGCUGCUAAAUGAACUAAUGUUAGUUUUUAGUGAAAACGGCCACACCUGAAACAAAAUGCGCAUUGCUGUGAAUCAGGUGUGAUGAAGCCAGGUUCCUGUACACCACGCCUGACUGUUCCUGCAUCACUGAACACAACAAGAGACUGAUCUGACUGAACAAAGUGUUGUGGGGAAAUAAAAGUCUGUUUAUUGCAGUUUGCUGUUGUGUUGUUGCUGUCUGCCUCGGUGUGAGGCUCCUCGCCAUAGCAGCUGCAUCCAGAGGAUAAAACACUGAAUACACAGGCUGAUAUGUCGCCAUGGUCCAGCUGUAUGGAAUAAAGGCUCUCAUGCUGUGAUAACAUGGGCUGCAGGUCUUCUCGCUGCCAUUUUCAGGCUCAGUUUGUUUGGUUUGGUGGCUGCUAGCAGCAAGAUGGCGGCUCCCAUCCCCGCCGCUGUGGAUCCGUAACUGCCAGUUUCCCUCAGCCUCCCUGUGUUCAGAGGGACACCCAGAGCAACCGGCCAGGCGCAGGCAGCAGCUGGACACAUAUUUACGUUUCUGAUCAGCUUAUAUUCACCAGAGCUGUCAGCGGGUUACAGGUUUUUUCUGCAAAGCGUCCACCGGGCUAAGAUGGCGGCUCCCAGGAUGCGGUAGUUGCAAAGCUACUUAACUAACCCGGUGAAGAUGAAGUAGAAACCCAAGUAGCACUGUUCUAUUUCAACGGCAUAGACGGCCGAAAUAAAGCCACUGACACCAAGUACAGCAACUGCUGCUCACCGCAGACCAAAUCUGAAAUCAGAACAAGAAAUCUGCUUAUUUUAACGCACUGCUAGCAUAGCUCACUCUGGCUAGGCUAGGCUAGGCUAGGCUAGCCGGCUAGUUAGCGCCGCUGUCAGAACAGAGGCUAGUGCCGUUAGCAGGGUUAGCCGAGCUGCACCCUGCACAGACCCAGCCAGCCACAGACACCAGGGGAAAUAAACAGGAGUGGAGUUUGGAACAGGUUGUUUGCACUGAAUUUGGAUUUUCUCCCUCAAGAGGACAGCAGCCAUGGCCUCGGAGCCGCCGGGCCGCCCCGCCGCGCUGCAGCCGCCGGGCCCCGCCGCCGCGCUGCAGCCGCGGUGGAAGCGGGUCCAGGGCUGGAGCGGCCCCGUGCCGCGGCCCCGCCACGGGCACCGAGCCGUGGCCAUCAAAGAGCUGAUGGUGGUGUUCGGAGGAGGGAACGAGGGCAUCGUGGACGAGCUUCACGUCUACAACACAGCCACCAACCAGUGGUUCAUCCCGGCGGUGCGCGGUGACAUCCCCCCGGGCUGCGCCGCCUACGGCUUCGUGUGUGACGGGACGAGGCUGCUGGUGUUCGGAGGGAUGGUGGAGUACGGCAAAUACAGCAGCGACCUGUAUGAGCUGCAGGCCAGUCGUUGGGAGUGGAAGCGUCUAAAGGCGAAGGCGCCAAAGAACGGCCCGCCCCCCUGCCCCCGCCUCGGACACAGCUUCUCCUUGAUUGGUAACCGCUGCUACCUGUUUGGAGGACUGGCCAAUGACAGCGAAGACCCCAAAAACAACAUCCCCCGGUACCUGAAUGACCUGUACACCCUGGAGCUGCGUCCGGGCUCCAGCGUGGUCGGCUGGGAGAUCCCGGUGACGGUGGGCUCGCCGCCGCCGCCCAGAGAGAGUCACACCGCCGUCACGUCGCAGAGAAGCAACACACUGAUCGUCUACGGAGGCAUGAGCGGCUGUCGCCUGGGAGACCUGUGGACCCUCUGCAUAGACUCUCUGACCUGGAGCAAGCCGAACAUCAGUGGGACCGCCCCCCUCCCCCGCAGCCUCCACUCUGCCACCACCAUCAACAACAAGAUGUAUGUGUUUGGUGGCUGGGUUCCUCUGGUGAUGGAUGAUGUUAAAGUGGCAACUCAUGAGAAGGAGUGGAAGUGCACCAACACACUGGCCUGCCUCAACCUGGACUCUAUGUGCUGGGAGACGGUGGUGAUGGACAGCCUGGAGGAGAACGUCCCGCGGGCGAGGGCGGGGCACUGCAGCGUGGCCAUCAACUCCAGGCUGUACGUGUGGAGCGGCCGGGACGGCUACAGGAAGGCCUGGAACAACCAGGUGUGCUGCAAGGACCUGUGGUACCUUGAGACAGAGCGUCCCGUGGCUCCGUCCCGGGUUCAGCUGGUUCGUGCCAACACGUCGUCUCUGGAGGUGAGUUGGGGUCCGUCUCAGACCGCCGACACCUACCUGCUGCAGCUGCAGAAGUAUGACAUCCCGGCCGCGCCCGCCGCCGCCACGCCCGCCUCCAGCCCGGCCUCUGCUCCUGCAGCCAGCUCCCCGAAGAGCCACAGCCUCGUCACCGCCACGCCGGCCAACCAGGCAGUCCCAAUGUCAGGCAUCACACUGAGCCCCUCCCCCACCGCCUCGCUGCCCACCAGCCCACUGGCUGCAAGAGCACCAGCUGUCCUGAAGGUUGCGGCAGCUCCCAGCUCCACCGGAGCAGCCUCCAUUGUCACCGUGCGACAGGCCACACCCAAAGCCCCUGUCGCCGUGACGACGCUUCCUGCUGGUGUUCGUAUGGUGGUGCCAGCGCAGGCCAGCCAGGGGACGCCAAUGGGCAGCAGCCCUCAGAUGAGUGGCAUGGCGGCACUGGCGGCGGCGGCCGCAGCCACUCAGAAGAUCCCGCCCUCUUCGGCGGCUGUGCUGAACGUCCCGGCCGGAGCUGCUCUUGUUAAAACAGUGGCCGUCAGCCCGGCGUCCAGCAGCCUGCCGGUCAAGGUCGCCGCACCUGUCAUGGUCAGUAAUCCAGCCACCAGGAUGCUGAAGACGGCAGCGGCUCAGGUGGGCGGGGCCACGGUAGUCUCCACCCCCGACACCCCCGGCCGGCCGAUCAUCACGGUGCACAAGUCUGGCACGGUGACGGUGGCCCAGCAGGCCCAGGUGGUUACCACGGUGAUGGGUGGAGUCACGAAGACCAUCACUCUGGUGAAGAGCCCGCUCAGCAUGGGAGGGGGCGGAGCUCUGAUCGGUAACCUUGGCAACCUGGGGAAGGUGAUGUCAGUCCAGACAGGAGGCGUGACUGGUCAAACUGCCCAGAUCAUACAGACGAAGGGGGGCGCUCUCCCGGCAGGCACCAUACUGAAGCUGGUGACAUCAUCAGACGGGAAACAGACCACCAUCCUCAGCACCACACAGGCCGGCGCCACGGCAACCAAGCCCACCAUCCUGGGUGUUUCCCCGGCAACCUCCAAACCAGGAACCACCAUCAUCAAGACCAUCCCGAUGUCUGCCCUGCAGGGGGGGGCAGGAGUGUCUGGCAGUAAGAGCCCCAUCACCAUCCUCACCACCAAGAUGGUGACAGCAGGAACUGCCGGCAAGAUCCUCACCACUGUCCCCAAAAUCUCUGCUGGGGGGCAGCAGGGCCUGACCCAGGUGGUUCUGAAAGGGGCUCCAGGUGCGCCUGGUACCAUCCUCAGGACUGUCCCCAUGAGUGGAGUCAGACUGGUGUCACCAGGAACUGCCGGCACCAAACCCACUGUCACCACGCUGGUUGUCAAGGCAACCACAGGUGUGUCCAGUCUGGCCUCAGUAACAGGAAGUGUUUCCACCAGUGUGGCAGGAGGAGGUGUGGCCACUGCUAACGCCUCCUUGGUAACACCCGUCACCACCCUGGCCACCAUUGGUACGCUGGCAAGCCAUGUUACCACGGCAGCAGCCACCGCAGCACCUACACAGGUGACUCUGAUCACAGCUCCCAGCGGCGUUGAGGCUCAGCCUCUGGCUCAGGAUCUGCCGGCCUCCAUCAUGGCUUCUCCCACCUCAGAGCACCCUGGGAGUACCCUGACUACUACGAGUACUACUGCAGAGGGGGAGUCAGAUACUGCUACAGGUACAGUGACCCUGGUCUGCUCCAACCCGCCCUGCGAGACGCAUGACACCGGCACCACCAACACCGCAACCGUCGCCACGGCAACCAUCGGUGGCAGCUCAGAGCGAGUAUGCUCCAACCCGCCCUGCGAGACGCACGACACCGGCACCACUAACACCGCAACCGUCGCCACGGCAACCAUCGGUGGCAGCACAGAGCGAGUAUGCUCCAACCCGCCCUGCGAGACGCACGACACCGGCACCACUAACACCGCAACCGUCGCCACGGCAACCAUCGGUGGCAGCACAGAGCGAGUAUGCUCCAACCCGCCCUGCGAGACGCACGACACCGGCACCACUAACACCGCAACGACCACUAGUGCCCGAGGACUCACUCAGGUGUGUUCUAACCCUCCAUGUGAGACUCAUGAAACUGGAACAACGAACACAGCGACGGACAGCCGAGCCUCUCUGACAUCACAGAGAGUCUGUUCCAACCCGCCAUGCGAGACACAUGAGACCGGAACCACCAACACCCCCACUACUGCUACAGCCCAGCAGGGCGGCGACAGCCUGCAGGGUGACGGCAGUUCCACCGACGCUACUUCCCCCGCAGACCCCGCCUCCUCCACCACAGUCAAUCCCGGCAGAGCUGUUACCACGGUUACACAGGCCACGCCCACCCCUGGGCCCUCCAUACCAGAGAUCUCCUCAUUGGUUGGAGAGGACAGGGCGGAGUCUUCUGCAGGUAUCGCCAUGGUGACAGCAGAGGAGGAGGAGCCGAUGCAGACACACAGCCAGUCAGAGGCAGUGAUGUCAUCAGCAGCCUCCAUGCUGCAAGUUCAUGUGGAAGCUAUGGACACACAGAGCACACAGAUGGCGUCCACUGACAGUGGUCUGCCUCAGGAGCUGAUGUCAUCAGAGGGGGACAGUGGAGAGGUGGUUACCGGGGCAACAACCCUCAUGGUGACAGGCUUGACCCCAGACCAGCUGGCUGUCACCACAGCAACAGAGGAUGCAGCACAGCAGGCAACAAUACAGGCGGUACUACAGGCAGCAAGACAGGCUGUGCUCACAGGUGAGGGCGCUGUGGACCCGUCCAUGUCCAUCGUGCUGACUCCGCAGGAGCUGGCAGCUCUGGUCCAACAGCAGCAGCUGCAGGAGCUCCAGAACCAGAACCAACCUGAACCUCAACCGGAACCCGAACCCAGCCAGCCCCCCCCCCUUCCCACAGAAGGCCUUGCUCCAGCCGACAGCCUGAACGACCCGGCAGCAGAGAGUAACGGGCACGAGCUGUCGUCGUCCGCGGUAACCAGCGCUGUGGCCCGAUUGGCCAGUACGUUUGGUCCAACCCCUCCCCUGUCAGCCGGCCAGGUUAAGAUACAGAGCGCCGCCACGGCAACUGACGUGGCCAAUGGCAUCAAGCAGGGUGUCCCGGAGGCGGCGGCGAAGCCGGCGGCGAAGAAGGACGGUCAGUGGUACGAUGUGGGCGUCGUCAAGGUGACCAACAUGGUGGUGACGCACUACUACGUCCCAUAUGACGACAACAUGGCCGACGUAAGCUUUCAGGACGGCUCGGGGGCGGGGCCAGACUACAGUCAGAUGAGGAAGGUGGAGCUCCAGCCCGGAACGGCCUACAAGUUCCGGGUGGCGGGGAUCAACAUCUGCGGGCGCGGGGCGUUCUCCGAGGUGUCGGCCUUCAAGACCUGCCUGCCCGGCUUCCCCGGGGCGCCCUGCGCCAUCAAGAUCAGCAAGAACCCGGACGGGGCCCAGCUGACGUGGGAGCCUCCCUCCGUCACGUCGGGGAAGAUCAUAGAGUACUCGGUGUACCUCGCCAUCCAGUCCAGCCAGGCGGACAAACCCAGCUCAGGCUCCGCCCCCGGCCCCGCCCAGCUGGCCUUCAUGCGGGUGUUCUGCGGGCCCAACCCGUCCUGCCUGGUGCCGUCGUCCAGCCUGGCCAACGCCCACAUCGACUACACCACCAAGCCCGCCAUCAUCUUCCGCAUCGCCGCACGCAACCAGAAGGGCUACGGGCCGGCCACGCAGGUCCGGUGGCUGCAGGAAACUGGGAAGGACGCAGUGAAACCAGCAGUGAAGAGACCAGGAGCCUCACCUGACAUGUAA